AUGUCUUCAAACGACAAGUACGGACAACGUGAAGCUGAUCGCGAGGGAAGAGUGAAUGCAGCCAGGGCGAGUGUUCAACAGAAGCACGAAAAAAGCUAUUCAGCUUUGAGAGAAGAACAGGAAAAAGAGUUGGAGCAAGAGAGAUUGAAGUCCAAGAAGCUGGCUGAAGAGAAGAAGGAUGAACUGAUUGAGAUUAGAAAACAACAAGCCCAAGAGCUCGCCGAUUUUGAAAAACAGAUUGAAGCGAAUGUCAAGGAGCAAGUUCAAAAUCGUCAGCAAGAGGGAAGAGAAGAAGCUCAGAGAAGGAAGGUACAACUUGAAAAGCAGCAGAAAGAGCUGGAGAAUCAGGCAGAACUUCGUCGUGCUCAACUGAACGACUCCUCCAAUAUCAUGAAAAAUGGAGAGAAACUCCGCCAAGAGUGUUUGAAUCGUUUGAGAGAUGACCGAAAGAAGGAGCAGAAAGAGAUGAAUGCCCAAAUUCUGGAAAUGAAUCAGAAGUUGCACGAGACGAGAAUCAAGGGAGAAGAACGUCUUCAGGAAUUGGAUGAGAAGAGAAACGAGGAGCAGAAGCAGCAAUUGUUGAAGAAGGAAAGGGUGAUUUUGAAUGGAAUCGCAAACUCAGAGGCGCUCUCCAGAAGUCUGGCAAUUGAAGACGGCUUCGAGCGAUUCAAACAACACACGGUAACUCUCAGAAACAGACAUAGAGGAUUCAGCAAUGAGUAUGAUAGCAUUGAGCCACAAUUGCUCAAAAUGCAUGAUCGUAUGAGGAGAGGAAAGAAUAUUGACUACUGCGAUAUGGAUGAUUUGACCUCGGCACUUCGAGUCUUCAGAGAUCAAGCGGCAGUUUUCAGCGCCGAGGGAUCAACGGCCGAAAACGAUUUCCAGCAACAUAUUGCGGAACUCAUCGAACUCCUCAGGCAGCUGAUGACGAAUAUCAACGGCAUCAAAGCUGCCGCUGAUGAAUACGAUGAUCAAGGAGAAGCCAAUAAUGGUGGAAUUGCCGAGCCACUUUCCAACAUUUCAGAGCUCAUGAAGGCUGUAGGAGUUUUGAUGCAACAAUUCAACGUCAUCGGCCGUGACCAUCUUCAAGAGACUCUGGCUAUUCAAAUGAAGCAAGCCCAAUCUUCAAGACAUCAGGCUCUCGAAGGACCACCAGCCUAUGGAUCUGAAAAGCAGAAAAUUAUUGCUGCUCUCACUGAGAACUAA
Molecule: messenger RNA, 1206 nt
Organism: Caenorhabditis briggsae
Lineage: Eukaryota; Metazoa; Nematoda; Chromadorea; Rhabditida; Rhabditidae
Exons: 6
Coding region: 1-1206 (401 amino acids)
Source: RefSeq, a predicted model, not a curated record